GUGGCCGCCAGGGGCAGCAGAGCCACUGUUUACAGGCAGAGAGCAGGAGGCUGCACGAGCUGUGGACGCGUGGAAACCGGAGGUCGCGAGAGAAGCUCGUGUAAAGUUGUUGAAACUCGCAGGUGAAGCGGUUCAGGUCGCGUGGGUCUCAUGGUGACACUCCAGCCGCUGCCAGGUAACGACUCGCCGGCUCCAGAGCGUCGAUCCGGCCGGUAAAGCCCCACAUUCCGCCCGCUGACUCCUGCAUGCUCGCUAGCUAGCUAACAGUUAGCUGCAGGAGCUACUCGGCUAGCUGGCUAGCGAGGUCCAGCCCCAGGAAAAAGUUGUUUACCUCAAGUUGUGGCCGUGGUCGCCCCCCGAGCUUCCCACGACUUUUCUCCGGGACUAGAGGAGCAGGACCACCGCCUCACACUGGAUUUAACACUGCGAGCUGUUAGGAAACUAGCAGGAUGUCCGCAGAGGUCGAGAGCAGCCAGGUCGACUCCGGUUUGACAGCGGAGAAGAACCAAAACAAGUCCGAGGCGCAGAGGGAGCAGCCGGGGCAGAGGGGCUCCGAGAAGCCGCCGCAGGACGGCUCCGAGGCGGACAGGAGCCCCGCGGACACCCACAGGAAAUGCAACGAAAACGACAAGGAGAACGACCAGGGCGGCGACGCGGACGCGGCUGUGGAGGCGGUGAAGGGGCAGGUCGUGGAGGCUCCGCCGCCGAAAGUCAACCCGUGGACGAAGCGGACCACGGGCCGGGUCGCCAUCAACACCAUCGGCCCCCAGGAGAGAGAUCAACAAAACGCUCUGAAAGUCGUCCGUGCCAGCAAACCCAGGACGAGGAAGUCCAGCAAGUCGAGUGACUUCAGCGAUAUCACAAACUGGCCCACACCUGGUGAACUGGCCAAAGAGCAGCAACAAAAUGUCCUCAACAACAACGGAAAGAAGCCUAACUCCUCUCGCAGAGAGAAGGAGAAGAGGAGGGAGCGGCCGGAGAGGAAAUCGGAGAGCAGCCACGACGGGGGUGAGAGCAAAGAGAACCAGGAGGCUCAGCUGGACCUGCUGGGAGAGCUGCCCAAAGACGGAGAGUCCAAGGCGGGACAGGACGCCAAGAACGCCAGCCUGAAGAAGCGAGGAGGCGAGGGUAACAAACGUAAGUGGGUUUCUCUGCCGCUGGAGGAAGCGUCCCGGGACGACGGCGACAAGACGCCCAGUGGGGCCCCCACGCGCUCGGACGCAGAGCCCAACAGCGACUCCCCUGACCCCACGUCGCCCAAUCACACGCUCCAUAAUAACAGGCCGCAUGAUAGCAGCAGGAGUUGGAGAAGUGGCCCUCGGGACUUUGGUGACGAGGCCGCCAGCGUCAGAAGCGACAGUGGCAGCGUUCGUGGAGGAAUACGAGGCCGAGGGAAAGGUCGUGGGCGCGGGAGGGGUCGCGGACGAGGUCGUUAUGAAUUCUCUCAGAGCUUCAGAGACUCUCAGUCAUCUGACGGCUCUGCUCAGGCCGAGUUCGGCUCCAACAUGGUUUACUAUUACGACGACGGCAGCAAGGUCCAGAUGUACACGGUGGAUGAGAAGCUCCUGAAGGAAUACAUCAAACGUCAAAUCGAGUACUACUUCAGCCUCCACAACCUGGAGCGAGACUUUUUCCUGAGGAGAAAGAUGGACGUGCAGGGCUUCCUCCCCAUCUCCCUCAUCGCCAGCUUCCACAGAGUCCAGGCCCUGACCACCGACGUCGCCCUCAUCAUGGAGGCUCUGAAGAACAGCACAGAGGUGGAGCUGGUGGACAACAGAGUUCGCUGUAAAACUGAGCCGGAGCGUUGGCCCAUCCCGACCCCCACCGUCGUGGGUUCCCCCCGGACCGACUUCUCCCAGCUCAUCAACUGCCCCGAGUUCGUCCCUCGUCAGACGCUCAGCUCCACAAACUCCGCUUCUUCGCCCGUGAAGGAGACGCCUCCUGAGUCCGCCGAGUCUCAGGACUCAGCGGAGGCCGACUCCUCGAGCCAGGAGUCGCUCCCCACCGCGGACGCCUUUGAAGACCCCCCCGCCCCCAAACCGGACCCCGAUGCCUGGAUCCAGGUGGAGAAACGCCACAAACAGCCGUCAGGAAAGGCAAAGCGUGUCAGUGAUGAUGUGUGUGUUGUAGACUCCUCCCCUCCCUCAGCGCUCCCACCCGAUCACCUCCCCUCUGCAGGCGACAGUAAGACGCCCCCCAGCCACAAAGCUCCCGCACCAGCCGAGCCCGAUCAGGAGGAGCUGGACUUCCUAUUCGACGAGGAAAUGGAGCAGAUGGCGCCCAGGAAGAACCAGUUCACCGACUGGUCGGACGAGGACAACUCGGACUACGAGCUGGACGACCAAGACGUCAACAAGAUCCUCAUCGUCACCCAGACCCCUCCCUACAUGCGUAAACACCCCAGCGGAGACCGGACGGGAAACCACGAGUCCCGUGCUAAGAUCACUACCGACCUCGCCAAAGCCAUCAAUGAUGGACUGUACUACUAUGAACAGGACCUAUGGACGGGAGAGGAACAAGUCGAGUGCAUCAAGCCGGAAGCGGAGAAUUUCAAGAAGCUGAGCGUCAUUUCUAAAGAUGAGUUUGACACUCUCACCCCCAAAGUGCCUGUUGACCCGAACCAGGAAGUGCCACCUCCCCCGAUGCCAGUGGACAGCGCAGCAGAACUGUCUCGCUCUCUGCCCACAACGGUCCCGGAGUCACCCAGCACUCACGAGCCGCGAACCCCCAGAACGCCUCGCACCCCCGGACGCCAGGAUCCUAACAAGACACCGCGCUUCUACCCGGUGAUGAAGGAGAGCGGCACCAUCGAUGGACAGACGCCGAGGAAGAAGAAGACACGCCACAGCUCCAACCCUCCACAGGAGGCUCACAUCGGCUGGGUGAUGGACUCCCGUGAGCACCGGCCGCGCUCCGCAUCCAUCAGCAGCUCCAACGCGUCUCCGUCAGAAGGAGCUCCGCUGUCGGGAAGUUACGGCUGCACCCCCCAGUCUCUGCCCAAGUUCUGGCAUCCAUCCCACGAGCUGCUGAGGGACAACGGCUUCACCCAGCAGGGUUACCACAAGUACCGCCGACGGUGCCUUAACGAGAGGAAACGGUUGGGAGUGGGUCAGUCACAGGAGAUGAACACCCUGUUCAGGUUCUGGUCCUUUUUCCUGAGGGACAACUUCAACAGGAAGAUGUACGAGGAGUUCAAACAGUAUUCAGUGGAAGACGCCAAAGAGAACUACAGGUCAGCUGUACGGUCUGGAGAAGUUCUGGGCCUUCCUGAAAUAUUCAAAGAUGAGGAACCAGCCCAUCGACCCGAAGCUGCAGGAGCACCUCUCCCAGUUCAAGAACCUGGAGGACUUCAGGGUGGUGCCCCCGAUGGGAGAGGAGGGCGGCAGGAGGAGACGUCACUCGUCCUCGGCCGGGGACGAAGGGAGGCGUCGGCGACACCCUUCCAACACUACCUCAAAGCCCACGCAGGCGUCUAAAUCCUCCGGUGCUGCCGCUCAACCCGCCGCCGCCGCCGCCGCUGCUGCUGCUGCCGCCACCGCCGCUGCUGCUCAGAACGCACCCAAAGAAAACGCCCAGAAAUCCGCCGCUGGAGCGAGCGCCCAGCCGAAGAAGACGGACUCCGGGGCCGGGAAGAAGCAGAGCGCUGCACCAAAUAAAUGAAGCUCCCUCUCCGCAGGCGUGGGUUUGGAUAGAAGAGGUGCGGAGCGAUGCGGCUCCGAGCUCUGGAGUUUGCUGUUUUCAGCGGCAGACCGUCAGGGUGUGGAGAGAGACUGAGCGUGGUUGACUUCAUUUGAUUGUUUUUAUCAGUGCAUUUCAUUUUAAAGCAAGCAAGCAAGCAUAGGCAGUGAGCUUGAAUCUGUGCAGCUCAUUAUGUUUACAGAAAAAAAAAAAAAAAUGCAUUCCCUGCAUUUUGCCUUUUGUUCUCUCAGAUGCCAAACGCUUCAACAAGUGAGUCGACCUCCACAACCCGUCGACCGCUCUGGUCUGUGACGAGGUGUUGAACUGUGAUUCUAGUUUGCCAAGAUAAGAGAUGCUGCAGAUUUGUCUUGUGUGCCUUAAAUCUGACUCACCAGGACAUCGGAGGACGAUUGGUGACAAAACACAAAGUCCAAAUUCUGUUUUUUUUUUUUUUUUUUUUUAAAGUCUUCCCAGGUGAUGAUUUGGGGUUUUAAUGUUUUUCAACGUGACCACCACUCACAUUUUUACUAUUUUUUUUGUUUGUUUUUUUGGCAUAAAUUUCUUCACCUUCUUCAUCGUGACAAUCAAAGUCGACAUCUGCGGUCGUACGUUUGUGGGCCGACCCUCGAGGCUGUUGCUCCGCGACAGAUGUGGCCUGAUGUUUCUUGGUCUGACUGACAGACAUCACAGCUGAACCAUCGCAUCGGUUUUUUAAUUCAAACCUGGGAAAAAUGACAAAUUCAUCUGGGAAGCUUUACUUACUUUAAGUCCCGUUUUACACCCAGAGGUAGAAUAAUUUAUUGUUUUGUUUUUAUUUUUCCUUUUACUUGAUUGAUGGAAUAGUCUUAGGUAAUCGAUGCAGUUUUAAAUAGCUUUUGCUAUUGACUAUGAUGAAAAAAAAAAAAAAAAGAAGAUAUUUCUGCUGGAAUUAUGGGUGUGAGCUAGCUUCAUAAAAAAAACUACAAUAUAUUUUAGCUUGAAGUUUACUUCAUAUUAUGUUUGAGGCUUAGUGCUCUAGAGCACUUUAAUCAUUAACUUUCCUUUACUUCAUCAGUGGACUUAAAGAGAAGAUUUAGAGUUGAAUUUAAAGAAAAAAAUGUAAAUACUAUAAAAAAUCAUUUGCUAUUCAAUUAUCCUUUUGAUUUUAAGAAGUGAUUUGUUUUAUCGGUAAUGUGGUUUUUUUUUUUUGAGUGUGUUUUAGGACAAAGCAACGCAUGUCGAUGAAUUGUAAAAUGCAAAAAAAUAUAUAAAAUAACACUUGAUUGUACGA
Paralichthys olivaceus (Japanese flounder) is the source of this 4948-nucleotide messenger RNA. NCBI's taxonomy places the organism in Eukaryota, Metazoa, Chordata, Actinopteri, Pleuronectiformes, Paralichthyidae. The record is from RefSeq and is a predicted model, not a curated record.